AUGCCUAGAAGAAGAAGGUCGCAGCUAUCUAAGAAUAGUUCCCAAGCGAGAUUAGUAAAAGUUCGUCGUAUUGGAGAGUCUUCUUCUGAAAAUGCAGAUCGUCUGGAAAUUAUGAGAGUGUACGCUUCCCAAUCGCGAGCCAGAGAAUUAAGCGUCGAACGUUCAAUUCGUCUUGCAGAACAAAAUGCAAGAUACGAACGACAGUCAAGUGCUGAGCGCUCUCAGCGACUUGAAGAAAAUAGAGCUAGGAACUCGCGAACGCGUGCACGGGAAUCUAGCACUGAACGCUCGCAGCGGCUUUUGACACAGCGAGAUAGACAACGGUCGUUAAGAGCUAGGACGCGCAAUAGAAUUUUAGCGCAUAGUAAUAGGUCGGCAUUUAGUUACGAUCCUCAAAUUGAAUAUGCUCAUCAAAACAGCAUCCAAAUCGGAGCAAUGAAUAAGAUGUGUGAGGAAGCGAAAGGUAUGUGCUGUGCAUCUGGAAAGGUUGUUUUCUCUAACAUUGAUGAGCCACCAGAACCAAUUAAAAGUGUUUUGACAAAUAAUCAUAUACUAUCCGCGCAUUUUUUGAAUAACGUACGUAGAUACAAUAGCCUUUUUCAAAUGACUUCCUUUGGGGCAAAAGAAAUUAAGGAGGGUCAUUUUAUGCCUACCUUUAAGGUGGAAGGACAAGUUUAUCAUCUCAUAGGUAGCCUUUUACCGCCAUCAGGACAAAUUCCCCAAUUUUUGCAGAUAUAUUUUAUUUCCGAUGCUGAUCAACUAUCAUUGCGAUCAAACACGGCUCCCAUGCUAAAACUAAAUUUCAUAAACGAAUUGCAGACCAUGUUGAAUAGCCACAAUGUUUACAUACGAAGUUUUAAACAUAGUAUUGAACUCAAUACCCCCGACAGUUUGAAAUUGAUCAUUUACUCUGAUCGCACACCCCAUACAGAACACAGAGGAAGAUAUAACGCCCCUUCAAUAAAUGAAGUGGCCGUUCUCUUGGUUGAUGAAGACAAAGGACCCAGGGAUAUAGUACUGCACGGUAGAGACGGACAACUAAAACGAGUGUCGGAAUUACAUCGAGCAUAUGAUCCGCUACAAUAUCCGUUGAUGUUUGCAUCAGGAGACGAUGGAUAUUAUUUAAUUAUUCCUCAGCAGAAUUCCUCAAGAAAUAAGACUGUGUCAUGUAUGCAAUAUUAUGCAUACCGUUUAAUGAUUAGGGCCAACUGUUUUAAUGCACUCCAUUAUUACAAAGAUUUGUUUAAUCAAUAUUGUGUGGAUAUGAUGGCGAAGAUGAUUUCCGAAAGGUUAAAUUUUGUUUACCGAAACCAACAAAAGCUUAGAGCGGAUGACUAUAUUCAUUUAAGGGAUGCUUUAAACCAAGACGCAAGGGUAAUUGCAGCUAAUAUCGGACAGCAUGUCAUCUUGCCGUCAUCAUUUACUGGGUCUCCAAGGUAUCUCCACGAAAAGACACAAGAUGCAAUGACAUACGUGCGCAAUUAUGGAAGGCCAGAUCUUUUCAUAACUUUCACCUGUAAUCCAGAUUGGCAAGAAAUAAAACAGGAACUUUUUCCCGGUCAACGGUCUUUCGACCGGCAUGACAUCAUAGCUCGAGUGUUUCACUUAAAAAUGAAGAAAAUGAUAAAAAUAUUAACAAAAGACGCGAUUUUUGGGCCGGUUAAAUGUUAUAUGCUUACUGUUGAGUGGCAAAAAAGAGGAUUGCCGCAUUGUCAUAUGUUGCUUUGGUUGAACUCAAAAGUAGAACCCGAUGAAAUUGAUAAAAUAAUAGUUGCCGAACUACCUAAUAAAGACGAAGACCCAGUAUUAUUUGAGAUAGUCACAAAGAAUAUGGUACAUGGACCAUGUGGACAAGAAAAUUUGACUUCUCCGUGCAUGAAAAAUGGGAUAUGUACAAAAAAAUAUCCACGACGUUUCGUGACUGAAACCCAGACCGGUGAGGAUGGGUAUCCCGUUUAUCGACGACGCGAUGUCGACAACGGAAGGCAGAUUGCUGCAUUGAAUGUCCGAGGGCGUACGGUUAAUAUAGACAACAGAUGGAUCGUUCCAUAUUCCCCAAUACUAUGUCGAUCUUUUAAUGCUCAUAUUAAUGUUGAAUAUUGUCAUUCCGUACAAGCCAUAAAAUACAUAUGUAAAUACAUUAACAAAGGAUCGGAUCAAGCAACUUUCAGUGUCAGAAAUGCUCACGAUGAAGUUGAAAAUUAUUUGAACGGCCGAAGGAAACGUGGCCAAGAAGUAGUUGGACAUCCCGGUAUAAAAAAAGAUGCGGCACUGGGAAGAGUAUACAGCGUUCAUCCUUCCCAGUCAGAUUGUUUUUAUCUCAGGAUACUGCUUCAUCAUGUACGUGGCCCAACAUCGUUCCAAGAUUUAAAAACCGUUGACGGAGUUGUUAAAGAAACUUACCAAGCCGCUUGCCGAGAAUGGGGUUUGCUAGAAGAUGAUAACCAAUGGGAAACUACUUUGAGAGAAGCUUCGAUUUCUCAAUGUCCGUUAAGGCUGAGAGAGUUGUUUGUGGUAAUAUUAUUAUUAUUUUGUUUUCCCUCGGAACCUCUCAAAUUAUGGGACACGUUUAAAGAUGAUUUGUGUGAAGACAUCAGACAUAUAGCCCAAGAACAAGGUUCCGAUUAUGAUGUAUAUAACAAAGGUUUGAUACAAAUCGAAAACAAACUUUUAGAAUUAAAUGACAAAAGUUUAAGAGACUUUGGAUUACCUUCUCCGAAUCGCUCACAAAAUGUAGUUGAUGCCAUACCGUGCCGUAUAUAUGAUGUUAACGAGUUGUCAGAAUUUGUCAAUUCAAAUGUACCCAAGUUAGUGGCAGAUCAAAAAAUAGCGUACGAUGCUAUAAUUGAAAGUGUGGAAAAUAACAGUGGUCAACUUUUUUUUUUGGACGUGCCCGGUGGCACGGGUAAAACCUUUCUUGCCAAUUUAGUAUUGUCAAAAGUACGAUUAUCCGGAAGAAAAGCACUGGCUGUGGCAUCGUCAGGAAUUGCUGCAACCCUAUUAUAUGAUGGGAAAACGGCUCACUCUACGUUUAAAUUACCGUUGACUGUUUCUUUAGAUCAACAGUCUGUAUGUUCAAUCCGUAAAAAUGGUCCACUGGGAAAGCUCUUACAGGACACGUCGCUGAUUAUUUGGGAUGAGUGCACCAUGAGCCAUAGAGCUCAUGUAGAAGCAGUGGACCGCACAUUAAAAGAUAUAAGAAACUCAUGCAAUAUGAUGGGUGGCGUAACUUUUGUUUUCGCUGGAGACUUUCGCCAAACUCUACCAGUUGUAACAAAAGGUACACGUGCCGACGUUAUUAAAGCGUGCCUUAAAUCAUCACCUUUGUGGCUAUCAAUUAAAACUCUCAAUUUGCGCACGAAUAUGAGAGCACAUUUAUGCAAUAACCGCGGUGGUAAUUUCUCAGAAAAUAUACUUAAAUUAGGAGACGGAAAAUUUACUACUCCAAUUGCAAACAGCUCCCAAGUACUUUUGGAUAUUGGAUUGGCCCAAACUGUUCACAGUCUAGAAAUUCUUAUAGACAAAAUCUAUCCCGACAUCAACAAUCUUACAGAUUCGGACUUCACAUCGUGA
Eupeodes corollae is the source of this 3573-nucleotide messenger RNA. RefSeq lists its product as uncharacterized. The transcript is spliced from 3 exons. Lineage: Eukaryota; Metazoa; Arthropoda; Insecta; Diptera; Syrphidae. Gene Ontology annotation, molecular function: DNA helicase activity. The record is from RefSeq and is a predicted model, not a curated record. Gene Ontology annotation, biological process: telomere maintenance; DNA repair. The coding region runs from base 1 to 3573 and encodes 1190 amino acids.